GCCCAAAUUAAGGUCACAGGCAGUAAAGGUACGCGGUGGGGGGGAGGUGGGGGGGCCUCACUGAUAACUCUUCCUGGGGCGGCACUUAGGCAUGUAAGGCUCUCCGGUCCACUCCACAGCAUGAGUAGUCAAGCCUCUCAAGUUCUGGUGACGGGAGCCUCGGGGCUGCUGGGACGAGCGGUGUGUGCUGUCCUUAGGGAGAAAGGCUAUGCAGUGAGUGGGGUGGCCUUCUCUAGAGCUGGUCCAGGGUUGAUUAAGUGUGACCUAACAGACCAAGAGGCUGUAAAGGAUUUAAUAGAAAAGGAAAAGCCAAAUUUCAUCAUUCAUGCAGCUGCUGAGCGAUUCCCUGAUGUUGUGGAGAAAAAGUAUGAGGAAACUCGACUCCUUAAUAUAAAGACUGCUGGCCACAUCGCCUCUGUUGCGCACCGGAUAAAGUGUCGAAUGAUACACAUCAGCACAGACUAUGUAUUUGAUGGUACGUCUCCGCCCUACAAAGUGGGUGACAAGUGCAACCCCCUCAGCAAGUACGGACUCACUAAAAUGGAGUCUGAGGAAGCAGUCUUGGCUGCUGCACCAGAUGCAUGUGUCUUGAGGAUCCCUGUGCUGUACGGUUCUGUUGAGAAGCUGGAGGAGAGUGCCAUCACAUGUCUCCUGAGUGUCCUGAAGAGCAAGGAAUCCAAGGCUGUGUCUCACCAUGACCGCCGGUGCCCAGCUCACGCCAGGGACAUAGCACUCAUCCUUGCCGACAUGAUAGCUCUCAUUGCAAAGGGGCAGAACCUCAGUGGAACAUACCAGUGGAGUGGACAAGAGAAGCUCACCAAGUAUGAGAUGACCCUGACAAUGGCUCGGGUGUUCUCCCUUCCUCAUGACCACGUCACUCCCUCCACCGAUGCUAGCCCCCUGCGACCCUAUGACCCUGAGAUGGAUGUCAGCCGCCUCACUGACCUUGGGAUAAGCCACCACACCAAGUUUGAGGAGGGCAUAAAGGAAUGUUUGUCCCAAUGGUUGUGAGGGACGGUGGUGGAGUGAAGACAGCACGCUCUUGCCAAGCCUUAGUGAUAUAAUGAGAAGUGAGGGAGGUGGAGGCUGCUAUUUUUUGUGAUAUAAGAAGGGAGAGAUAUAGAAAUUAAUUUUGUAUAUCAUAGGAGGUGAGGGAAAUUGAAUGCAUAAUUUUUUAGAUAUUUUAUGGUGUGUAAUUGACUUUUUUUGGGUUUAUCUCUGUGUGAGAGUAAUUAAGAUUUUUUUUACUUGACUCUUGAUGAAUGAUGUUUAGAAUGAAUCUUAAUUGUUGUUAUCCUCAGGUUUCCAUAAGAUGGGAGCACUGGCAUGGGUUGAGGUUAUUAUUCUAGUUGGUAAGGGAUGUUUUGUUUGCUGUUAAAAUAUUCUUUUUAUAAAUUAAUAUAAUGAA
Messenger RNA from Eriocheir sinensis (Chinese mitten crab), 1408 nucleotides. Its product is annotated as methionine adenosyltransferase 2 subunit beta-like. Gene Ontology annotation, molecular function: methionine adenosyltransferase regulator activity. Bases 121 to 1011 code for a protein of 296 amino acids. Gene Ontology annotation, cellular component: methionine adenosyltransferase complex. The record is from RefSeq and is a predicted model, not a curated record. The transcript has 6 exons. NCBI's taxonomy places the organism in Eukaryota, Metazoa, Arthropoda, Malacostraca, Decapoda, Varunidae. Gene Ontology annotation, biological process: S-adenosylmethionine biosynthetic process.